This is a messenger RNA of Exaiptasia diaphana, 3024 nucleotides long. RefSeq names its product octopamine receptor beta-2R. Gene Ontology annotation, biological process: G protein-coupled receptor signaling pathway. The transcript has a single exon. The coding region runs from base 1171 to 2076 and encodes 301 amino acids. The record is from RefSeq and is a predicted model, not a curated record. Gene Ontology annotation, cellular component: membrane. NCBI's taxonomy places the organism in Eukaryota, Metazoa, Cnidaria, Anthozoa, Actiniaria, Aiptasiidae. Gene Ontology annotation, molecular function: G protein-coupled receptor activity.
UAGAGUUGUUUGUGUUUUUCAUUCAAACCAUGUUGUGUUAUCACUAAGGAAACUGUCAAGGUUACUACUUAGUGGACGAGACUGAUUUAGYAUUCUAUUUCCGUCAUAUCGGGGGAGUGCUUUUUGUUUGUAUUCUCUUUUUUUGUUGUCAUUUGGUUCGUGUGUACUACGGCCACAAGUGUUAAAAAAGUAUAUUGUCGUAWUUUGUUGGGCUUUAAUUCUAGAGAUCUAAAUAUAGUCUUAGAAAUCAGAUACAAAUCUGUUUUGCUAAGUUCCUUAGCAAUUAGAGACAGGUUUUCGUGCCAAAGUAGUGUAUAAGACCCCAUUACUUGAUAUGUGAUUCAAAGGUAUAUGAAAAGAAUUUUUACUGGACUUGAUAACGCACGAUUUCUACCGGAAAUAGACCGCUGAAAAACACCAUUUGGCUUCACCAAAAGGGACCAAAACUCUUUGAGAUUUCGACUGAGAUGAAAUGUUUGCUUAGGAAGUUGGACUUUAUCAUUCACAUAGGUUUACUUAAUUCAUUUGUGCUCAAAAAAACAUUAAUUCUCUUGACACAGACACUGGUGACGUCAUUUAUCCACGUGAUUAGGUAUCAUUCUAGAUAUAGCAGGUGCCUUCUAUACUUUAAAUAUAAUGUUCUUUUUAAUGUGGAGUCCGUAUGUUGCGCUUACGCAGAAAUCCGUUUACGAAACAGAUUAUAUAAGAAGAUACCGUCAAGUUUUUAAGGGAAACAAAGAUUCAAUUUUGACUGGCUUAGAAGAAUACUAAUCGUCUUACAUCAACUCUAUACACUAGCUGGUCUGAAAUAAAGAGCUUAACAGAAAAGCUCCUUGGUCAGUGAGAUCGCUUUAACACCAACAGAGAAAGAUCAACAGUUCAACUUACUUGUUGGCUUAAACAACGGUUUUAUAAAGUCAUUAUUUGGAGAGAAAACAUUGCAAAUACAUAUUUUAUGUGUGCAGCGCCUUGGUCGAGCAGGUGUACAUUCAAUCAUCAUCCACUGCUCAUUGAACCUAAAUAGCCUGCGAGCGAGCCAUUCAUACCUCGCUACUUAGAUAACUCACUCACCACAAGUAGAAAACAAAUCGACAAACGCUGCCUGUGAGUCAGGCGUCGAGGCAGUGGUAAGGGAAGUUGCUUGAGGUUUCUAUAUCAUCCGACGCCAAAAUGACUACUGAAAAUUUGGGGAUUUCCAUUGUCUUGACAGUUAUUGGAGCAAUUAUAACAAUUGAGAAUUUACUUGUCUGCUUCGUCGUGUUUCGCUACAGAAACCUAAGGACAUUCACAAAUGGCUUCAUAGUGUCUCUGGCAUUUUCGGAUGCACUAUUUGGUGGCGUAUUAUUACCGCUCUCACUCGUAGAUAAAAACGGAAUGGCUGCGGAAUAUCUCAAGUCGAUAAUUCUCCAAGCAAACACUUUCAAUCUACUCGCCGUUACGUUUGACCGAUACCUAGCCGUGUUAGUUCCAUUAAGGUAUCUGGAAAUCAUGGACAAACAUUUUCUUAAACUGCCGCUUGCWGCGUGGAUAACUCCAGUACUAAUCUCGCUGAUUCCGUUGAGUUGGAAAAACAAUUUGGAUACUUUGGCUCACAGGGUCUUUCUAAUUUGCAUUUUGGUUUUGGGAAUUGUCAUUCCUUACGUUUUGAUUUUAUGUGCSUACGUGCGUAUAUUCAGAGAGGUCGCGCGACUUGUCAAGAGUCUCGCCUCUUCUGCGAUGCAGAAUUACCCGGUGGAUGGUCGAGUGAUGGAGGAACGAGGACGCGUUCAUAGUGAGGCUAGAGUGACACGUAUAUUCGCGGUGAUCGCCGCCAUUUUUGUCAUUAGUUGGAUGCCGGUGAUCUACAUGACAACAGURUUCGCAGUAGAACGUCCUGACUUAAUUCCCGAAGAACUGCCUACAGUUUCAUGGUUUACACUCGUGAUUGGCUCAUUUCUUAAUGCCCCUAUCUACGCUUUAUUYAAAUCAGACUUCAGAAAGACACUAGUACGAAUGCUAUGCCGUAAAAAGCGGUCAAGAUCGACAUGGAGACCGGAGGAUUGCAGUCAGUUUAGUAAAAGCGCACGAUGGGUAUAAAYCACAYGYAUUAGAUAAAAACUAGAUAACGCAUGAGCCAAUAUUUCAAAAACUCAUUUAAGAAGAAAGUAUAUUGAAAAGGCUAAUAACAAUCAAGUCGUAAAAACGGUAUUUUGAAAACGCAAAUCGUUUGGUCUUGCUGACAGACAUAUGCUUUACCAAUCAAGCUAUUAUUCCAUUUGAGAAGAAAAAAAGGGCCAUUAGUAACUGCCCCUAAAGCGAUGUGUAACUUAAGGUGCACUAAUUAUACCGCGUCCCAUCACAAACUCAUCUCAAGAUUGCUCAUUAUCGAGGAUUUUAACAUGCUUUGGUCACACGGGAACAGAAUAUUAACGCAAUCAGACAUAUAUACUUCAAGGUCUGGCAUCACUAGUAAAAUAUAAUUGAUGCUGGGACUUCACAGAGUAAUUGGCUUUGUGAUAUCAGCUUUUGUAAAGACCAGAACGGCAAAUAUCAUUGGCACUGGUAUAGUAACAUAAACAAUAUUUUGCUCAACCUUGAUUAAUUGGGAUUAAUUCUGUUGAGUUUUUUUGUUUCAAAGAUGCCAUUGGUGGUAUUUAAGUUUGUUUACUUGACGCAGAAAAAUGACAGAUCUCUAGUAAAGUUAGUGAUAUAUUAGGGCUCUUAAUCUCCUUAUUAUAGCAACGAAAAGUCGGCCAAGGUGCUUUUGUUGUAAAUGGUGUAAUUAGGUGAUAACCACGAACCGCACGGUGCAUGGGAAUAACCAUCAGAUAUAAAGUCGCUUAACAUUCAGUUGAAGUUUUCUUGCGGUUUUAUUAAAAAAAUCGAUGCACGAUAGUUUAACGUAAAUUCUUUUUCUGUGAAUAACCAAAAUACUGAAGCGGACUUGUUUUCGAUAUAAAUCGAUUAUAUCUUGUAAAGUAUUGAUAUUGACCUUUUGAGGAAAAUCAAAGGGAAAAUGAAAUAAAAGGGAGGGAGAAACGAGAA